Messenger RNA from Microsporum canis CBS 113480, 306 nucleotides. RefSeq lists its product as uncharacterized. The coding region runs from base 1 to 306 and encodes 101 amino acids. Lineage: Eukaryota; Fungi; Ascomycota; Eurotiomycetes; Onygenales; Arthrodermataceae. The record is from RefSeq and is a predicted model, not a curated record. The transcript has a single exon.
AUGACCCCUGGUGGGAGGAGAAGACAACUCUCCUGGACUACAGCUUAUCAUCUCCGAAGCCCCAUCUCAUCAACUCGACUCGAGGGGGGCGAGGGUUAUAUCAUAUCUGUCCAACGAUCGGCUCGGGAAGAGAGAGAGCGGGAGAGAGCAAGAGCACAGAUGGCAAAGUCACCUUCGCUUGGCUGGUUCGCUGGCUUUGCUGCAGAGAGUAAGGUUCAGUGGAGCCUGGCAAGGGAUAAAGACUCUUCUCAUGGAAGCCUUGGAAAACGAAGGAGUGGAGAUGGGUCGACGGCAAGAGGAGGCUGA